UUUUUAAUCUCACCUAUCAUUUUAAUUUUUUUAUUUUUAAAUAUAUAAUUUAUUUUUUCUUUUUAUUUAUCAAAAAUAUGUAUUUCUCAUUACUCGAAAUCUAUGGGGACAGAGAGUAAGUGUAAAUGGUGCAGGUCUGACAAAAACUACAGCUUGCAAUUUACUGUAAACACUAAAUAUCCACCCAUGCCCAUUUGGUAUUUCCCAUUGCCCAAUACCCAACUCUGCAACUCAUCUCUAUUUAUGCACCCUUUCAUCACUUGUCUUUUCCACCCAUCCUUCCACAAUCUUCCUUCAAGUAACUUCUUUUGGUGUUGUUUUUACACACUUUCUUUCAUUUUUCCACUUCUUCAUAAUAACAUAAAUACUCCUCAUUCUUAUGGCUUGCUUACAUGUUUUCUUCUCCCUCCUUAUUUUACUCUUUUUGGUUGCUACCAAGGGUGUUGAAGUCACACCCCCAGCUCCUCAGAGCUAUCAGCCACCCAAGGCUCCUGUGAUUGCCCCUUAUCCCCCUAAGGCACCCAUAGUUGCCCCAUACCCGUCCAAGUCACCCGGAGUUGCUCCAUACCCACCCAAGUCACCCGUGGUUGCUCCUUACCCUCCCAAGUCACCCGUGAUUGCCCCUUACCCACCUAAGUCGCCCGUUGUUGCCCCUUACCCGCCUAAAGCGCCCGCUGUUGCCCCUUACCCGCCUAAGGCACCCGUGGUUGCCCCUUAUCCGCCUAAGGCACCCGUGGUUGCCCCUUACCCGCCUAAAGCGCCUGUGGUUGCCCCUUACCCACCUAAGGCUCCGAUAGUUGCCCCAACUACUCCAUACUAUGGCCAUUUGCCACCAGUUAAGAAAGAAGAUUGCGUGCCACUAUGUGAGAAAAGGUGUUCGUUGCACUCGAGGAAGCGACUAUGCGUAAGGGCAUGCUCGACUUGCUGCUUGAGAUGCAAGUGUGUACCACCAGGAACUUACGGAAACAAGGAAGUAUGUGGUAGGUGUUACACAGAUAUGACUACCCAUGGAGGCCGACUAAAGUGCCCUUAAAUUGUAGGACUAUGUAUUGGAAUUGGUACCCUAAGCAAUCAGUAGUACUUAAAUAAUAGUCCCUAAUGGGAGGUACCAUGCUUUAAUUUUGUCGACAUAUGAGUGUUUGAUGUGGCCUAUCUUAUUACUGUCCAAAGAUUUGUUAGGAGAUUUUUGUAUGUCGGUUGUGUGGCUUGGCUUUUUUAGAUUCUCAUGGCGAUGAAGUUUUCAAAUAUAUAAUAGAUCUAUGAUCGAUGUAUUAGUUUCAUAUUAUGGUAUAAAUUAUAAUACGGUGUGUAUUUGUUACUCUCUCUGUUUUAUAAUACUUGCACUUAUUUUUUGUGGUUGUUUUA
Amaranthus tricolor (Joseph's coat) is the source of this 1365-nucleotide messenger RNA. Its product is annotated as gibberellin-regulated protein 14-like. The transcript is spliced from 3 exons. The record is from RefSeq and is a predicted model, not a curated record. NCBI's taxonomy places the organism in Eukaryota, Viridiplantae, Streptophyta, Magnoliopsida, Caryophyllales, Amaranthaceae. Bases 380 to 1033 code for a protein of 217 amino acids.